AUGUUGGCCGGUAUACCAUUUGGAAUGGGCUUUAUAUUAAUCUUCAUUGCUCUACUCAACUAUUUGACGGAUGCUUAUGAGGUCUUCGCCGCUAGCGCCAUGGCUGCAUCGAGCUGUUGUAGAAGCUUAGCUGGGGCGGUGUUGCCGUUUGCAGCGAAACCCAUGUAUACAAAACUGGGCGUGCCAUGGGCAAGUAGCCUGCUUGCACUCUUGAGCCUAUUAAUGUGCGGUAUUCCGGUAUUAUUCACAUGGAAAGGCGAUCGUAUCAGGGAAGGGAGCGUAUUCUGUCGGGAGCUUAAAGAACGAAAAAUCAAAGAGUUGGAGAACUUGCAAAGAGACAAAUUGGUGGAAGAGCAUCGCCCAAAUGCGGGAAUCGCGGAGAAAGUUUAA
Botrytis fragariae is the source of this 390-nucleotide messenger RNA. Its product is annotated as putative mfs multidrug transporter protein. Lineage: Eukaryota; Fungi; Ascomycota; Leotiomycetes; Helotiales; Sclerotiniaceae. The record is from RefSeq and is a predicted model, not a curated record. The coding region runs from base 1 to 390 and encodes 129 amino acids. Gene Ontology annotation, biological process: transmembrane transport. Gene Ontology annotation, molecular function: transmembrane transporter activity. The transcript has a single exon.